Messenger RNA from Aspergillus ibericus CBS 121593, 2719 nucleotides. RefSeq names its product aconitate hydratase. Bases 380 to 2719 code for a protein of 779 amino acids. NCBI's taxonomy places the organism in Eukaryota, Fungi, Ascomycota, Eurotiomycetes, Eurotiales, Aspergillaceae. The record is from RefSeq and is a predicted model, not a curated record. Gene Ontology annotation, biological process: tricarboxylic acid cycle. Gene Ontology annotation, cellular component: cytosol; mitochondrion. Gene Ontology annotation, molecular function: 4 iron, 4 sulfur cluster binding; aconitate hydratase activity. The transcript is spliced from 4 exons.
AGGUGCUUACAUCACAGGACGUAAAGCGCUGCAAAGCACGCAAGGAAUUGGAUCUGGCCGCCAUUGUGCUGAAAUUCGGAUUGGCUCGGAUGGAUGGAUACGAGAUGGGAUAUGUGGUUUUCGAGUUUGAAGUCCCCAGCUUCCGGGGCAGGAGCAGCCCGAGUCUGGCCGGAUUCCCCGCAUUCUGGAGUAGCCCGGGCCCGCCCGGGGAACCUCGGCCGGAGCACUCCGGAGCCGCAUCGGAGGGUUCCUGGCUGGCUGACUGAUCGCAUCGGAGCACCUCCCAUUGGCUCUUCUGCUACACGAUGCUGAGCUUGCGAUCAUUCUUCGUCCUUUGCAUUCGCAGGUGGACUUCAAUUCUUGAUACCCAGCCAGCAAGAUGCAGCGUUUUUGCGAGAGACUGUCAAGGGCAAACGUAACAUACCCAUCCCUGUGCGGGGCCCGGGGGUCUGCGACAAAUCUCUCUCGUGACCCAACUUUCGGUGUCGAUUAUGGGAAACAAAUCCGAGCCCUCGAAGCGCUGAAGAAGGGAUCAAAGCGCCCCUUGACCUUGGCUGAAAAGACACUCUACAGUCAUGUAUUUGAUACGGAAGGUGAUCGCUGGAGUAUAGAUGGAAUUACGCGGGGAAAAACCAUCCUGGAGUUGCGCCCCGACCGGGUUGCCUGUCACGAUGCGACUGCCACAAUGGCUUUGCUGCAGUUCAUCAGUGGAGGGCUUCCGCGAGUUGCAGUGCCAACGACGGUGCAUGGCGAUCACUUGAUCAUAUCGGAGAAGGGCGCAGAGAAGGACAUGGAGCGAGCGAUCACCGAGCACGCCGAAGUCUACGACUUCCUCAGUAGCGCGUCGCGAAAGUACGGAAUUGGCUUCUGGAAACCCGGAUCGGGAAUUAUCCACACAGUUAUUUUUGAGAACUAUGCAGUACCAGGAGGCUUAAUUAUCGGCACAGACUCCCACACCCCGAAUGCAGGUGGAAUGGGGAUGCUUGGAAUCGGCGUCGGGGGAGCGGAUGCGGUGGAUGCCAUGUCAGGGAUGCCCUGGGAGUUGGUUACGCCGUAUGUGGGAUGGGCAUCGACCAAAGAUAUCAUUUGUAAACUGGCCGGAAUCCUCGGGGUGUCUGGUGGCAAGAGUCGAGUCAUUGAAUUCUUCGGACCAGGCACGAAGACGUUGGGUGCGACAGCCAUGGCCACCAUCUGCAACAUGUCCGCGGAGAUCGGAUCGACCUCGUGUAUUUUCCCCUACUCGGAGGCGAUUGCCCGCUAUCUGACUGCCACCGCGCGCGGUCAUGUCGUUGAAGCUGCUACUCCCGUCAAGGACAUUCUCCUGACCGCGGACGAGGGAUCGGAAGAGUACUAUGACCAGGUGAUUGAGAUCGACCUAAGCACUCUAGAACCGCAUGUCAACGGCCCAUUCACUCCGGAUCUCGCUCAUACUAUCUCACAAUUGUCCGGAGCGGUAGCUCAGAGCGACUGGCCAGUGGAUCUUAGCCAUGCCAUGGUGGGCAGCUGUACCAACAGCUCGUAUGAGGACUUGGACAAGGCCCGGCAGUUGGUGAAUCAAGCCCGUGCGGCUGGACUGACCAAGUUCAAGACUCCUUUCCUGGUCUCGCCGGGUAGUGAGACCAUCCGGGCCACGGCCGAAGCCGAUGGUAUUCUGCAGGACCUCGAGGAUGCCGGGGCCAUGGUGCUCAGCAGCUCGUGCGGACCGUGCGUCGGGUCCUGGGAUCGCAAGGACGUUGAUGUCCGCGGCAAAGAAAAGAAUUCGGUCAUUUCCAGCUACAACCGAAACUUCGUCGGGCGCCAUGACAGCAACCCGGCUACUCAUUCCUUUGUCACCUCUCCCGAGCUGGUCACGGCCUUUGCCUAUGCGGGCCGCCUCGACUUUAACCCUCUCACCGACAGUAUCCCGGUUGAGGGGGGUUCGCCGCUCCGAUUUAGCGCUCCUGUGAGCCAGGAGCUACCCACCACAUUUGAUCGGGGGGUAGAUUGUUUCCAAGAACCGCCGCUGGACGGCUCCUCCCUGUCAGUGACCAUCGAUAAGCGGUCCGAGCGGCUCCAGCUGUUGGAACCAUUUCCAGCGUGGAAGUCUGGAAAUGCGACCGACAUGGAGUUACUGAUCAAGGUGAAGGGAAAAUGUACCACCGAUCAUAUCUCACCGGCCGGUCCGUGGUACAAAUACCGCGGGCAUCUGGAAAAUAUCAGCAACAACAUGUUCACCACCGCAACCAACGCUUUCCUGGGUGAUAGCCCGCAGAUGCUGGGUCACACGAAGCACCCGCUCACAUCGGAAGUCACUCUUGCCCAUGAAGUGGCCCGCGACCUGAAACGGCGAGCGGUCCGGUGGUGCGUGGUGGGCGACAACAACUACGGCGAGGGCAGCUCACGAGAGCACGCUGCGCUGGAGCCUCGAUACCUUGGUGGUACUGCCAUCAUCGCCCGGUCAUUUGCUCGGAUUCAUGAGACCAAUCUGAAGAAGCAGGGAAUGCUCCCCCUUACGUUCCGCGACCCAGCGGACUAUGACCGAGUGCAAGAGGGAGAUCGGAUCACGUUAAUUGGCGUAGAGGAUGGCGAGUUGCAGCCAGGUAGUGAAGUCACCAUGCGGGUUACUCCGCGCGAUGGAGAGGUCUGGGAAGCUCCAUUGAGCCACAGCUACCAUGCCGGGCAGCUCCCUUGGCUGCGAGCGGGUAGUGCUUUGAACCAUAUCAAAACGGUACGUAGUUGA